This is a messenger RNA of Closterium sp. Yama58-4, 787 nucleotides long. The record is from the annotation of a GenBank genome assembly. NCBI's taxonomy places the organism in Eukaryota, Viridiplantae, Streptophyta, Zygnematophyceae, Desmidiales, Closteriaceae.
AUGCAGGUCUGGGUUCUCCAUAACAACCUGAGCGGCUCCAUACCAGCUGCCGUGAGCAGGCUCCAAUCUGUGGCUUUCCUCAACUUGGGCUACAACAGCCUGACCGGCUCAAUUCCCGAUGCCAUCACCACACUCACAAAAAUAGCUAGCCUAACUAUCCAUGACAACGACUUGAGUGGACCCAUACCACCAGGACUGGGAAACCUUCUUAAAUGUGAAAUGCUGUUUCUUCAUGGCAACAACUUAACGGGCCCAAUUCCCGACUCCCUUACCAAUCUCACUGCCCUCGGUGCCUUAACUGGAUUUGAAAACAAGCUGACUGGCUCAAUUCCAGAAACGAUCAGCAACCUUCAGAAGUUGGCCACCUUGAACUUUCGUGAGAAUGAAUUGACCGGAGCUAUCCCAUCAACGAUUGGACAGCUGAGCAACCUGACACAAAUAGGCCUUGGUGACAACAGUCUGAGUGGACCAAUUCCUGACUCCAUUUCCCAGCUUUCAAACCUGGUUGACCUACGUCUAGGUGGAAACGACUUGUCUGGAUCGAUACCUGCUGCAAUUGGCGACCUUACGCGUUUGACAGCUCUAGACCUCUCCAACAACAUCCUCACAGGCAGCAUCCCGGAGCUCAUCAACAACCUCGUCCAGCUUUCUUCCUUGAACCUGAAUGGAAGUGGUCUCACCUGCCCUGCUGACUACUCUCCAUGUCUGGCGGCGCAGCAGCAACCUCAAAGCAUCUUCUGCCGCCAGUGCUCCUCCUUCUGCGCCACCUGCGGCAAGCCAGCACCUC